Molecule: messenger RNA, 1599 nt
Organism: Strongylocentrotus purpuratus (purple sea urchin)
Lineage: Eukaryota; Metazoa; Echinodermata; Echinoidea; Camarodonta; Strongylocentrotidae
Product: hemicentin-2
Exons: 6
Coding region: 17-1159 (380 amino acids)
Source: RefSeq, a predicted model, not a curated record
CGGUUGACAGGGCACCAUGACGUCACAAAUCCUUUUAUCGUUCUUACUCCAUGUUUAUCUUGGAUCCAACUUUGUGACGUCACAAUACAUGCAACAACCAACAGUUAUUACGGUCUCACCACAAGGCGGAAUAGAAGGGCCACCGGGGCGAGAGUACGAAAUCAAGUGCCGGGCGAGUUGGUACCGGACACCUCCCGAGGUCGAAUGGACGUUCAACGGGCGUCGCAUCUUCGACGGGAACAAGUACGUCAUCGACAUCGAGCAGACACAAUUGGAAGAUGCGACCAUCAGUUCCCUGUUCAUACAGAACGCAAGGCCGAUGGACUCGGGGCGGUAUGGCUGCCGCAUGCAAGCACCGGCUUUCGGGCUAGCCAGCACCACGUUUAAGGUGUUUCCACAACCAAUACUUAUGCCUUCUCCUCAUCAAGUCAUUGAUCGUGACGCUAAUAUGACCCUACGAUGCCCAGCCAGGGGAAACUUUGGGGGAAACCUCUUCUGGAUUAAGGAUAAUAUAGUGAUCGGUGGACAAGCCGGGGUGUACGAUCCGAACAGAGACAGGAUACCUGACUACUGGGUCGUCGACAAUGAGAGGAUGGUAAUCAUCAACGCUAACAUCCAGAACGCAGGAGUUUACAGGUGCCAGUACCGGUAUUUCUUCCACGGCAGACACCAGAACGUCGCAGAGAUCAUCAACGUCAACUCUCCCGUCGAACUGGUAACUGCACCAUUAAUACGAUGGCAGGAGCUUCCCAACGGUGGUCCCCUUCGUCUAGAGUGUAAGGCCCGUGGUUUCCCACGACCAAGGAUCGCUUGGACCUACUCCAAUUUCACCUUCGAAAGCGGGGGUUACAUGGACAAGAAUGUGAGCAUUGUGACGAGUCCACAGUCCCAGACCAUUGUGACGUCAGUGCUCAGCGUGCGUCACAUGCCGGACAAGUUCAAUGUGGCCCGAUUUAACUGCUCCGGGCAGAACAGUGUGAGCAGGGCCAGUAAGCUUAUCAUGGUGGUGAAUAUGGGGACAUCGGGACAGGUUCCGAACAGAGGACCCAAUACGGGGACAUCCACCGGUGCUGCCUGCGUCGGGACCAGUUCAAGCUUGAUCCUUGUUGCCUUUGGAACGUCCUGCAUACUGAUUAAAUCGCUUUGGGAUACGAGAUGAGGAGCUAGCGAAACUGUUGAGAACUGCCCAUUUAUGCAACGUGUCCAAUGCGACAUAUGACUUUUAUUCAUUUUCCAUCCAAGGAAUGAUGAAGCUUUUGCUAUGAUCUUCGGGAAGGGGUUCUUGGUAUCAACACCAUUAGCUGCCAGACACAACUUGGGAAAACCGAGCACAGGUAAAACCGCCGAAAACGGCAUAUACCGCUCGGCGAAUAUAGAGCCCCAACGUCAAUUGCGAAGCAGUGUGUACACAUUGGAAUUCUUUCAAAGUCAACCUGCCGUUGAAAUAAAUUAUUUCCAGAAUGAAUGCCGUGGGUAAAUUACCUUCAAGUCCUUAAAUGAUUCGUCAUGUAAGAUUAUUAUCAAAUGAUAACAUUUCAAAUAAAUAUACCUACUGCAUUAUUUAAGAAGUAUAUAUAAACAUCAACAAAAGGCCGACAA